AUGUGCGUUCCUGGUGUAUUCGAAAGAAGUCCAAAGACUGUAAAGAGUAAGUUAGGCUGGCACUGGAACCGGCUGUCAGGCUCGCUGAUACUGCGCUACCUGGCUUCCGGCGAAUGCUACAAGUCAGUAAAGUAUGGGUUCAGGGUGGAAGGCAACACUGUGUCGAUCAUCAUCCCAGAGGUCUAUCAAGCCAUCAUCGACGGGUUCUUGGCAGAGAUGGAACAGAUUCCCAUGACACAAAAACAAAGGUUGGCAGUUGCUGAGAUGUUUGAAACCAGGUGGCAGUUACCACAUACCCUCGGAGAUGGGAAGCACGUAGCAAUUGAAAGUCCUCCAGGUGGUGGAUCGGUCUUCUACAAUUACAAAAAGUUUCAUUCUAUUGUGAUGAUGUCCCUUGCGGAUGCCGAAUACAAACUCCUGUGGGUGGAUGUCAGGGGAACCUGGCGGAGCAUUAGACAGACAGAUAUGGAAUGCUUUUGGAAUCAAGCAGUGUGUUGA
Molecule: messenger RNA, 498 nt
Organism: Mercenaria mercenaria
Lineage: Eukaryota; Metazoa; Mollusca; Bivalvia; Venerida; Veneridae
Exons: 2
Coding region: 1-498 (165 amino acids)
Source: RefSeq, a predicted model, not a curated record